GGUUUCUAGUUGAGCAGAAAUAUUUGUAUACCCGGUUCCGGUUAUAUUUUUGUUUAUGUUUAUGUAAUGCAAUCAUUUAUGAGCAUUAAAUCACCUUUAAUUCAGCAAGAAAAUUAUGAUCAUUUAAUCAGUCUAGAACGAUCAGUUUAAUUUUAUUGUUUUUAAACUGUUUUAUUAAAGUGCCUGGUUUGAUUAUAAAAUGUAGGAAAUUGAAUUCAUCACCAAGAGUUAUCUUAAACGUGCAAAUUCAUAACCCUUCAUUCGCCUAUUAAUUUUUCUCUAGCUGUCUAAGAUUUCUUAUUUGUGGAAAAGCAGAUAAACAAAAAUGUCAGAGCUACCACCUCCUGGAAAACAUCCUGAUCUUAGUGGCUUGCCUAGAGGUGCAAUUAGUAUUAGAGGCCUUCCUUUAGGUAGAAAUACAAGAUUACCAUCAAUCCGAAGUCCCAGAGAUUUAACUCUAGGAGCUCAACCUAAAAGAGUUUUUACACCUAACAUCCCCGUCCGGCGUGAAAAAAAAUCUGUUGAGUCAGAACCGGAAAAAUCCCAAACUUCCACAAGUAAGAGUAAAGAACCUAAGCAGAAACCUUCAUUCAGUCCUAAAUGGCAAAAGAAGGAACGAACCAUAAUUCAGACUGAAGGAUCUCUUUUUGGAGAAGGGAUUGCUGCAAGUCCAUCCAAAAAUGAGCGACCAAGGGAAGCCGUACCAAAGUUCACAUCUAAGAGACCUGCAGUGAAGAAGGAAUUUGAUAUGUCUGAGAUGAAAAGUGACUUAAAUGGGAUUCUUAGGGAUGAUUUUAUUGAUGAUGAUGAUGAAUACGAUGAAGAUGAUGAUGUCAAACCUAUUAUAUAUCCUUGCCACCUUGAUGCAGAAAAAAUUAAGAAAGAGAUUCCUCCAAAAAAGAAAUUUGAAGAUGAAGAAUUUGCCAAAGGAUUAGGAUUUGAUGUUGAAAGAAUUGCAAAAUUUAUUAAAAAAGAAAAAUGUGCUGAUGCUGCCAUUAAACAGGAUGAAGUGAACAUGGAUCUGGAAUCUGACAAUGAAAUUUAUAAUUUAAUUAAACAAGACAAACAUCAGUUAUUCCUGUUGCAGUUUCCAAAAUUUUUUGCUGUUGAGCAAGCAGAAGAUCAGCAAAAAGAUUCUUUGCCAGAACAGAAAAAAGUAAACUUUGGUUUUCUAUUCCAUGCCAGUGUGCAAAAUUGAAAAAUUGAACUCGUAA
Molecule: messenger RNA, 1214 nt
Organism: Parasteatoda tepidariorum (common house spider)
Lineage: Eukaryota; Metazoa; Arthropoda; Arachnida; Araneae; Theridiidae
Product: DNA-directed RNA polymerase III subunit RPC4
Biological process (GO): tRNA transcription by RNA polymerase III
Cellular component (GO): RNA polymerase III complex
Molecular function (GO): DNA binding
Source: RefSeq, a predicted model, not a curated record